Petromyzon marinus (sea lamprey) is the source of this 1041-nucleotide messenger RNA. Its product is annotated as toll-like receptor 7. Gene Ontology annotation, cellular component: plasma membrane. NCBI's taxonomy places the organism in Eukaryota, Metazoa, Chordata, Hyperoartia, Petromyzontiformes, Petromyzontidae. Gene Ontology annotation, biological process: defense response to virus; canonical NF-kappaB signal transduction; positive regulation of interleukin-6 production. The record is from RefSeq and is a predicted model, not a curated record. Gene Ontology annotation, molecular function: protein binding; pattern recognition receptor activity.
AUUCCCAAAUCAAAUGUAUUUGUGAACAAUGUUGAAAAUAAUUAAAGCAGUGUUUUGCUCUUGAUAUCAAAACACGACAAAAAAGUCGGUGUUCCACAAUGUAAGAUGUAUAACAAAGUCUUAGACCUUGGUAACAAUAGUAUUUUUUUCAUACAAAAAAAUUACUUCCAUGACAUGGGGAACAUUGAAUGCCUAGUUUUGAGCAGAAAUUGUAUAAACCAGGCAUUAAAUGGCACUGAAUUUAGCAAUCUCCCAAAACUUAAAUACCUUGACCUUUCUUAUAAUCGAAUAAGUUUGGUUUUCAACACUGCUUUUUCAGAGUUGCCUUACUUAGAGGUGUUGGAUCUCAGCUAUAACCAGUAUUACUUUUCACUCGAUGGGCUUGUGCACAGCAUCAAUUUUAUUUCUGGUAUGUCUGCACUAACAGAGCUUCGACUGGUAGGGAAUGGUAUCAGAAGUCUUUCGACAGACUCUCCCUUGUACAGUAACACUUUGAAAACGCUAAACUUUCAAGGAAACAGACUUGACAUAUUAUGGGAAGAUGGAAAACAUUUCAACUUAUUUGAAAAUUUUACACAGCUGCAAAACCUUGAUAUUUCUCACAACAAGAUAAGGUUUAUUUUAAAGAACAGUGUGUUUGUGCAUUUAAAAAAAACUGAAAGUGUUAAACAUUAGCCAUAAUCGACUGAGACGUAUUCCUUGGGAUGAACUUGCCAAACUAGAACAUUUACAACAACUGGACCUUAGCUACAAUCAUCUGACACAGUUAUCAGAUGUAUCAAAUAGUACAUCCAUCACAAAGCUGAUAAUGCAUAACAAUAAUAUAGCUUUUAUCAGUGCAGAUUUUGUAAAAUCAAUGCGACGCCUGACUGUUUUAGAUAUAAGACGCAACAAUCUAACUGCAGAGAGCCAAGAAAGGUUCUCUAUUCACAAUAUGAAACAUCUCGAAGGAUUGCAACUCUCUGGAAACCCAUUUCUGUGUACAUGCUCCAACGUAUGGUGUCUGUCUUGGAUCAACUCAACUACUGUUAUUAUUCCUAA